AUGGCCACGUCGGUGGAGGGAGAUUCGGCGAAGGCGGAGGAGGCGGUUCCCCCGAUCGGCGGCGGCAGAUCAUUGACUCUGAGCGACUUCCUGAACGAGCUGCGGGAGACGGGCCUGGCGGAGUUCGCGGCAGACGUCGGGCUGCUGCCCACGACCGCUCUGGAGAUCUGCGGCAGCGGCACAAUCCGAGCACCACCGCCCCCACCUCACGCCUGA
Molecule: messenger RNA, 216 nt
Organism: Ostreobium quekettii
Lineage: Eukaryota; Viridiplantae; Chlorophyta; Ulvophyceae; Bryopsidales; Ostreobiaceae
Source: the annotation of a GenBank genome assembly